Messenger RNA from Schistosoma bovis, 1083 nucleotides. Lineage: Eukaryota; Metazoa; Platyhelminthes; Trematoda; Strigeidida; Schistosomatidae. The record is from the annotation of a GenBank genome assembly.
AUGAAACUUUGCGAGAAGCUGUGCUUUGUUGUAGCAAUGUCUGUUAUUCUUACUACAAUGUGUUUCGCUAUUAUCAGACCGGCACUUGUGUUAUACAGCUUCUCUUCUCUUUUCAUCCUUUUAUACCUCCUGAGAGUUUACAACUACUGGAAAAAUAAAUACUUAUUGUUCAUGUUGGACCCAUGCUACUUUAUCAACUUUGUGUCAUUGAUCUUCAUCUGGUUAUUGCCGCAAUCGCACGCCAUGCAGUUGUUCCACUUUGGUCUUGCCAAUUCUCUAGCUUUCGGUGGGGCGUUUCUAUUCCGUAACACCCUUGCUCUGCACGACAUUCAAAGACUUACUUCGUGUUUUAUACACGUCUUGCCUGCCCUUUUCUCAUUCUUAAUUCGGUGGCAUCCAUCGGAAACAUCAGUUUGGUGGUAUACCAACUUAUAUGAUUCCCAUGCUUCUCUAGAAUUGUUGUCCUGGAAUAAAGAUAUCGACUGGUUCUGGCUUGUUGCAGCUCCUACUUUAUUCCAUUUCGUACGUGAGAUGCUAUAUUAUACUAUAAUUUAUGGAAUUGUCAAACCCAGUGAUGAUUAUUUAGAUAGUUUCCGAUAUUUACAUAAAAAGAAAAUUCUAUGGCGUUUCUUCUGGAAAUAUAUUGGUGAUCGAUGGCAUUUGAUUAGUUGGAUAGCUUGCAGUAUCAUACUGUCUACAAUUCUCCUGUUAGUUGCUGUCGUUGCAUGGUGCAAUUAUCUAUUCCAUGCAUCUAUGUUAAUUAUUCAAACAUUAACGCUAAUAUGGAAUGGUGCAUGUUUUUAUUUAGAUUAUUUCCCCAUUGAAUAUACACGUAAUUUACGAAUAGAACCAGAACAAGGUCUGAUUACUGUAACUAAAACUGAAAAUCACAUUGAUAAGAAUAAUGAUAUAGAAAUAGUUAAUGAACGUAUAAUAAACGAUGAUGUUUAUAACAACAUAGCUGCCAGUGUAUUUUCAUGUUAUCCAACACCAGAUGAAUCAAACUCGAGAGUUUAUGAAGAUGGGCAUAUAACAGUUGAUGAACAAAAGGGAUUGAAAUAUGAAAGUAAUACUUCUCAUUAA